Molecule: messenger RNA, 1485 nt
Organism: Alternaria rosae
Lineage: Eukaryota; Fungi; Ascomycota; Dothideomycetes; Pleosporales; Pleosporaceae
Exons: 2
Coding region: 487-1374 (295 amino acids)
Molecular function (GO): oxidoreductase activity
Source: RefSeq, a predicted model, not a curated record
CCUUCUAAUGACAUCGACUUCAUCUGUUGGCAUGCUGACUUCGGUGCGAUUACGGGAUUAGCUUGCGGCGAUAGAGCCUUGCUACGCAUUACUUCCGCAGCGAAGCUUCUAGAGAGUGAUUGUCGGAGAGAUUGAGUACACCGACCAAGGACCUAAAUACCGACCAAUACUAGUACCGUAAGCAAUGGCGCCACAUCGUAACUAAACUGCAUGCCAUGUGCGGCUUUGAUUCGCGCUUCAUUACUAAGGUAACGCGGUUGUACGACGCGGAUUGAAAAGCAACGCGGAUUUGGGGAUGUGGGGCCCUGUACCUGCAUCAUAGGCACGCAUAAUCACGUCUUCGUCGUGGUAUAUAUGAGAGAGCGUCUUCAUCGGUAGAGUCAAUCACACAAUCAACGAUACUCACACCCUCAAGAUCACUAUCCGCUCUACAACCCAAUCAAGCAUCCGAUUUGUUCUAGACUCCACUAUCAACACUUGUAGAACAUGUCUAUCAAAAACGUCAUCAUCAUCGGUGCGAGCGGCAACCUUGGACCCUCCAUUCUGGACGCUUUCCUCAAAGACUCCUCCUUCAACACUACUGUCCUCUCGCGCCAAGGCUCCAGCUCGACCUUUCCCGCAAGCGUCAAGGUUAUCCGCGCCGACUAUGAGUCCCACGAUAGCUUGAAAGAAGCUUUCCAGGGCCAAGAUGCUGUUCUGUCACUUGUCGGCGGCAUGGCACUGGGCGACCAAAACAAACUGAUCGAUGCCGCCAUCGCAGCGGGCGUGAAGCGCUUCCUUCCUUCAGAGUAUGGAAGCAACAACCUUGACGAGCGCGGUCACGAGAUCGUGCCCGUAUUCAGGGCGAAAUUCGAGACGAUCAAGUACCUGAAAACCAAGGAGAAGGAGAUUAGCUGGACUGGCAUCGCCACUGGCCCCUUCCUCGACUGGGGCCUCAGGGUAGCGUUCUUGGGUUUUGACGGCGAGUCCAGGACUGCUACCCUCUUUGAUGAUGGCGAAGCUGUUUUCUCAAGCACAAAUCUCAACCAAAUCGGUGUUGCGACCGUCAACGCACUCAAGAACCCCGACUUGACUAAGAACCAAUAUGUCUACGUCAGUGGAUUCCAGACGACGCAGAAGGAGAUCUUGGCCGCGGCAGAAAAGGUCACUGGCACGAAGUGGACUGUCAAGAAGGUUAAUGUGAAGGAACAUAUCGAGCAAGGCCGUGCCAAGCUCCAGUCGGGAGAUCAUAGCGGCAUCAUGUACUUGAUUCAAGGUGCGACGUUUGGCAAGGAGCAGCAACUUGGCGACUUCGCGUAUAUGGGGCUUUGGAAUGAAAAGCUGGGUGUGCCUAAAGAAGAUCUUGAGGAGACUGUCAAGGCAGUGUUUACUUGAGCAGUGGGUUGGUGAUGGUCGAUCUAGUCAGUCGUCCGAUGUAGUCCUAAUAUGCAACAUGUCUUAUAAUCGGUGUUCAAACUAGUUGCAAAUAAUACAUUAUGUGACCAU